UAGCAGAAGGAAAUCCUGGGGCUCGGUCAUUCGGAGAGAAAUUGCGGAAUUCCCCGGGAUUUUCACUUUGUGUGUGAAAAGCUCAAUCCCGGUGUGAUUCUUUUGUUCCAGUCCGCGAGCAAUUAGAAUAAAACAACCUGUCUGGAUUAAAGCAUUCAUCAUUAUUUGUACAGCGUCUUUCUGAAAAGCAAAGUACAGACCCGGAAGGAAACUGAUCUACAGAAACUAUGCAAAGAAACAGCAUGGAUUCCGGGAAAGAUUGUAAAUCCACAAUGGGAUUUCACUGUCAGCUCACUGGGAGAGGGGAGCAUCGGUGCUUCAUUCUAUGAGGAUGGGGACUGGAGCAAGGAGCAGGGGAAGCUCAAUUCACACCUCGCACAGUGAAACAUCACACACCACUAAAGAUGGAUGAAGGCUUUGCUGGUGAGGCAGCACUUAUUGCCUAGAGGGCAGUUAAGAGUCAACCACAUUGUUGUGGACCUGGAGUCACACAUAGGCCUGAUCAGGUAAUUGAUCAUUCCACACCCAGGGAAGUUCAAUUCAUAGUCGAGCGAGUGGUCAUGAAUAACCAAGAGGUGGUUGCACUCCUCCAGGACUGUAAGCGGGCCCUAACUGCACCCCCAUCAGAACCGUCAGAACAGGACAUGACAGAGUACCGGCAGUGCGAAGCUUCACUCUCUGCUGAUCUGAGGACCCUGCUGGAACAGGCAAAGGAAAUGAAGUGGCCCUUUGUGCCAGAGAGGUGGCAAUACAAACAAGAAGUAUGCCCAGAAGACAAAACAAACCUGAAAGAUAUCAUCAGCGAGAAGCUGCCAGAUUUGCUGGUUUUUCUGAAAGCCUCAACCUCUGUUGGUGACUAUGCUUCAGCAGCUGCCACAGUAUUUUUGAUUGACAGGUUUCUAUACUGGGUCGAUGCAUCCAGCAAACUUCUGCAGAUUGCCAAAAGCUUGCACAGGCGUUGCCAUGAAAUACCAAUCGCACCACAGGUGGUUGUUCGCCAGGCCCGAGUCUCUGUAAAUUCAGGCAAACUUUUGAAAGCUGAAUACAUCCUGAGCAGCCUCAUAAAUAACAGUGGAGCAACAGGUACUUGGGUCUAUGAGAAGAUAAGUGAUCGAACAUUGGUGCAGGCUGUCAGUAUUCAGAUAAGGGGACAGAUCCUACAAAAACUCGGGCUAUGGUAUGAAGCUGCGGAACUGAUCUGGGCUUCCGUUGUGGGAUUUUAUGAGCUUCCUCACCCAGAUAAAAAGGGAAUUUCCACUUCACUGGGCAUUCUAGCUGACCUGCUUAUUUCAAUGAGCGAUGAUGAUUACAGUCGAUUUAAGGACAACCCAGAGGUGGACCUGAUUCUGCUUGAAGAGUACACUGACCGACUGUUGUCAGCUGCUGAAGCAGGGAAACUGGCUGCAGUGCUCAGUCAGUAUAGUCCACUCUUUGUGCUGACAAAUUUGAAUAUUUAUGGAACCUGUCUCCUCUCCUAUAGUUUUAAAAAGGAAUUGACAGAGGAUGAAAGACAGUUCUACCUUUCUCAAGCAAAGGAGGCUUUUGAAAUUGGUCUCCUCACCAGCAGAGGUGGUGAAAUGAUAACAAGUAAGCAGGAACUGCAUGGGUUUGUUAAAGCAGCUUUCUCUCUUACAACAGUGUGCAGGUGGCUCACAGAUCAGAGUGAAAAUCUUACAGAGGCAAGGCAAUUAUGUAAAGAAGCGAUGAAAAAAUUAUACCUGUACUGCACUCAAACCCAGGAAGCUUUGGCACAGGAAAUCAUGGAACUGAUAGGCCAAGUCAAAGUUCAUCUGCAAAUAAAGGAUCUCUGCAAUUCGGAUGUUAAGUCCUAUGUCCCUGACCACUACAAGCAUUAUUGGGAUAAGCCUAUAGUGAAGGGAAAGAUGACCUUUGAGAAAGUCCUUGAAAGACAUACACAGUAUCAUGCAACUAUAUGCAAAGUAUUUGAAAGAACUUGCAGACGACAACAAAAUAACAAAGAGUCAUCAGCACAUAGCUGUAUAACUGCUUUCAAGACAGAAACAAAAGAAUUUGAUACAGCUGAUGCCAACAUAAGCACACUUCACUCUGUUAACCAUGAUCUUCUUCAAAACCCUCUACUGAACCAGGCAAUAACAAGGAAAGACAACACAACAGCACAAAUCCAGAGCACUGAGAAGGAACAUGUUGAUUGUCUGAAAAACAAUGGCACUCCUAAUAAUUGUUUUAUUGGUGAAGCAUCAUAUGUUUUGAUAGAUGCUGAGACAGAAUUGGAUGAUAUACCAUCAGAGGGAAAGGGUAACACAAACAAAGGGUGCACAGAAUGUUUGAAUGACAAGGAAGGUUCCAGCCCUUCCUUGAACUUUUGCUUCAAAGCUUCUGAAUCAGGAUCUUCUAUUAGUUGUAAGGAAGUGACCAGCAGCAAAGGCUGUGGGCUACCUCAGGUUGGAAGGACACCAUUUCUGCUCAGUGUGGACACAGAGUGCUCAACAAUAUUAACUGAUGAAAUUGAUAGCAAAGACAGUAAAUUGAAUAAUAGUGCUUUGCAGUCCAUCAUUCCGCCAGUGCAACAGCUGUCUCUACAAUUUGCAGCAGACAACGAUACUUCAAGCAAUGGGAGGCAGAAAAAUCCUUCAUCUUCAUCCUUAGGAGACCAUAAGUCAUGUGAUGUUAAUCCAGAUGAAGAUACUGCUGAUGACAUUGAAGAAGAUAACAAGACAGGUAGUUGCAGUAAGAUCGCAACAUCUGAUCAAAGCCCCUCCUCUCUCUCUCAUCCAAAUUAUAGGACCAUAUAUCAUACUUCUAGACCUGAUGAUGCAGAUUCAAAAGGCAAUGGAAAAAUUACCUCCUCAAUUUUAGAAAAGAGUGGCUCAUUUGAGAUCGUUGACUCUGAUGCAGAAACUGCAGAUGGCUUGGACAAUGACAAAGUACUUCCAAUCCCAAAUAAAUAUGACGAUGCAAAAUCCUCUUGUCUUCAGCCAACUUCAAAUACAGUUAACCCUGCCUCAGUUGGCAGUAAUAAUUUGAGCAACUUUACAAAGAAAAGCCUGUCUUCUUCACAGGAAAGUGGGUCCUUCGUAAUGGUGGAAAUUGACCCAACUGCAGAAACUGUUGAUGGUUCAGAAGACAGCAAUAGUCCUCCAAGUAUUGGAGGAGUCUCUGAGGUUGAACCCACACAUCUGGAUGAAAGCAAGAAACAAGAAGCAUGUAUUCAUGAUGCAAAGGAAUGUGACAAAGGGUCGGAGAAAGUAUCACUCAAAGAAGGUGAAAGUGAAGAUGACAGACUGAGUAACCAGUUUCUAAAAAGCAGCCUCAACUCCAGCACCUCUCUUAAAUCAUGGUACAAAUCACCUUUCUUUUCAAGCAAUUGCUCAGACUUUGGCUAUCUGAGUCCAUCAGUGAGUUCAAGCAGCAGUUCCUUUGUGUUUCUUUCAAGAAAGAAACAAACCUUUGAGAAGCGUGUUAUAACUGAUGAGGAUUAUAAAAUGCUGUUUGCUGGUGUUACCCAUGAGUGGCUUACAGAGAGAAUUGCGGGCACUGGAGUAUUUUAUCCUCAGAAACUAAAAGACACUUGCACUGCACUGCUAUUCAAAUAUAGCAAGAAAACCAACACUUGGACAGCCCAAGAAACUCUAGUAUAUAUUGGAAAACCAUUAAUGGUGGAUAAAGUAGGUGCCCAGAGAAUUGCUUUGGAGAUGCGCUUUUUACACCAAGAAGAAAUAUUGGGCAGAUAUGUUGGAAAGCAGUACAAAAGAGCAAAAGAACUAUCUUACCACUUCAACGAUGUUGAAUGCCAGAUGACUGCCCAAUACUAUGUGACAGAAUUCAACAAAAGACUGUAUGAAAAGCAGGUUCCUACACAAAUAUAUUAUAUUCCAGCCUCAGUUCUUCUGCUUUUAGAAGAUAUGCAAGUCGUGGGUUGUGUAAGCGUGGAACCGUACAUGCUCGGGGAGUUUAUAAAAUUAACAAACAACACAAAGACUGUUCGUAAAGAAUAUGAAGCAACUAUGUAUGGACUUGCAUUUGGACAUUUUACCUAUGAUUUUUCAAACCAAGAAGAAAUAGUAGUUGAUUUACAAGGUUGGAUCACUGGAGAUGGAAAAGGUCUUAUUUACUUAACAGAUCCUCAGAUUCAUUCAAUGAAAAAGCGACAAGGGGGGUCCAACUUUGCAGAAAAAGGCAUCAAAUACUUCCUCAACUGUCAGCACAAAGAAUGCAAUGAGAUCUGUCACAUUCUUACUUUGAAAACACCCACUAGGGGGAAUUUGGAUGAUUUACCUUAAGUGAAGCUUUUUAAAAGUUUGAUUUUGAUAAAUAUGUUCUACUAUGGCAGAAUAUUUCUCUGUGCUUCCUACUGCUGUUGAAUAGUGAUGGUCCUGGAAUUCCAGACAUUGAUUUCAACAAUUGUAUCAGAUUACACAAGAUGAAUACCUGCUUUUGCUGGCCAGUCUGUUCAGGGAGAACAUCCAACUUGUCCAUGAAGAAUGUGGCAUGCCAAAGAUCAUAUUGUGUAGAAUUUUACUGCACUGAAACAGGCUCUUUUAUCCAACUCAUCUGUGCUGUUAUUGAAGCUCCAAAUAAGCCUCCUAUCUAAAUCUACAAGCAUAAUCUUCUAAUCCUCCCUCUCCCAUGUCCUUAUCAGGUGUCCCCUCAGUGCAUCAAAAACCCUCACUUCCAUUUGGAUAUGUGUUCCAUCUAUCUCUUGGUAAAGGUGACUCUCCUGAAUUCCCUAUCAGAUUCAUUUGGGCCUUAUGUUUGGGCCUCUAGUUUUGGAUUCCCCAAAGCAGAAAAAAAAUCUGAAUUGAAAUAACUGCAGAUGCUGUAAAUCAGAAACACAAGCAGAAAUUGUUGGAAAAGCUCAGUAAGUCUGGAGAAAGGGUCACUGGACCUGAAAACUUAACUCUGAUUUCUUUUCACAGAUGCUGCCAAACUUGCUGAGUUUUUCUGGCAAUUUCUGUUUUUGGUAGAAACAAUUUAUUUUUGUCUACCCUGUUAAAUCCCUUUCAUAAAUUCAAAGAUCUUUAUUCGGACAACAUGCAACUUUCUCUUUUCUGGAGCUUUGUCCUGUUCAAUUUGCCUGACUGUUAUAAACGCUCAGUUCUGGUAUCAUUGUUGUUAAUCUUUAUUACACUUUCUCUAGUGCCUCUUUGUCCUUUUUGGGUGAUCACAGGUGACUGCCCCAUUUGAGGGUUUGGCAAGGGACUUAGCUCCAGUCCUUCAAAGAAUGGUGCAAUUAAUUUCCGUACCCUUUGUGGGGAAGUGGAAGUCUGAAUGCGAAACAAUAAGAGACCGGUCAGGUGUCUUUGUGGGUGCAAGCCAUGAUUAGUGAAAUAACUCCACAGAGGCCAGUAGUCCAUCACCAAAUUUAGACAGUCCUUGACACUGAUCUAGCUCCCUCAGAGCCAACUCUGAGUGAACAGAACCUCUGACACUCUUUAUCUAUCAGCCAGGGCUCUCUGAUUGGGCCAGAUUAACAGACCCCACCAGGGGAUCUUAUUCUCUGAGGGCCACUUGGCUGAUUUCAGUACAGUCACUGAAAUUUGCCCUCUGACCCCUACACCUUCCCCUGUCCUUUGCCAGCAGAGGGCUUGACUUCCAAUAAAAUAUGAAUCCUUUAUGAUGUAAAGGCUUAAUUGUACCUUCCCUGAAAUAAUUGAUAUUGUGCAUGUACAUAAGAAGAUAUUGAAACUAGUGUGUGUGGGUUCCAGUGAUGUCCUAUUUUACUAUCCCU
Hemiscyllium ocellatum (epaulette shark) is the source of this 5710-nucleotide messenger RNA. RefSeq names its product alpha-kinase 1 (gene alpk1). Bases 561 to 4262 code for a protein of 1233 amino acids. Gene Ontology annotation, molecular function: protein serine/threonine kinase activity; ATP binding. Gene Ontology annotation, biological process: protein phosphorylation. The transcript is spliced from 16 exons. The record is from RefSeq and is a predicted model, not a curated record. NCBI's taxonomy places the organism in Eukaryota, Metazoa, Chordata, Chondrichthyes, Orectolobiformes, Hemiscylliidae.